AUGGCGACAAAGUAUGCUUUCACUCAAGGCUUGAGAGAGCUUCGCUUCCACCUCAGCAAUUCAGGUCAGGGAAGUGAUGCUUGCAGAUCAUUCUUGAGACGAGCAUAUCCUACCAUGAAGCACCAUAACCCCAACAUCCCCAUUUUAAUACGAGAAGCCACAGGCGUUGAGCCAAAAGUGUGGGCAAGAUAUGGGUAUGGCAAAGAGAAGUCGGAGUCAUUAGCAGGUCUUUCAGACAAGGAAAUUGAAGACAAGGUUACGACACUGGUGAAGAGUGGCGAA
Molecule: messenger RNA, 282 nt
Organism: Cladophialophora yegresii CBS 114405
Lineage: Eukaryota; Fungi; Ascomycota; Eurotiomycetes; Chaetothyriales; Herpotrichiellaceae
Product: NADH dehydrogenase (ubiquinone) 1 alpha subcomplex 2
Exons: 4
Source: RefSeq, a predicted model, not a curated record